AUGCAAAAAGAAAGGGCAAUUGCGUAUGCGUCUCGGCAGUUAAAGAAGCACGAGGAGAACUACCCUACACAUAAUCUCGAGCUUGCGGCGGUGGUGUUCGUAUUGAAGAUAUGGAGGCACUAUCUCUAUGACGCCUUGAGUCGCAAGAAAACGAUUGAAUUUGCGGCCCCGCUAAUGGUGAAAGAGUGGGACAUGGUGGAGUUCGUUCGGGACUUCGACAUGAAGCUAACGGUGGAGGAACCAUAUGAAUUCAUAGCCCACAUUCAAGCCCAACCAAUGAUUGACAGUAAGAUCAUUGAAGUCCAAGAGAGGGAUGAGCUAUUGAGGAAGAUGAGGGAAGGGGCAAGGAAUGAUGAGAAGUCUGAAUGA
Messenger RNA from Magnolia sinica, 369 nucleotides. RefSeq lists its product as uncharacterized. The transcript is spliced from 2 exons. NCBI's taxonomy places the organism in Eukaryota, Viridiplantae, Streptophyta, Magnoliopsida, Magnoliales, Magnoliaceae. The coding region runs from base 1 to 369 and encodes 122 amino acids. The record is from RefSeq and is a predicted model, not a curated record.